GACACUUUUCUCUUAUCUAAUAUCUCUAAACGACUAAACUACUAACACGUUGCCUAUGGACAUAUAAAUGUUGCUAUUCAUUAAUGUUCCAAAACAGAUGAUCCCGAUUGCAGGACUAGGCGCUCAAUCGGCCAUGCUUGACGCUGUUGUCCUAGCCAACUACCUGCAUCAUCUAACAACAAAUGAUUCACAAGAUAUUGAGCGCAUUUUGAACGCAUAUAGGAAUGAACGAUACCCUCAUAGCAGAGCCUCUGUGAACAAAAGUGCUUCCAUGGCCGUCGUCGUUAGAAAUAGCUUUGCGGGCUCGGUAGUGCGAUGGUGGCUAAAUCAUAUACCAAGGUGGCUUUGGCAUAUCCUUCGAGCCGAAAACGGAAAUUGUCGUCCUCAGAUAUCGUUUUUGCCACUGGUUGAGGAUAGAGGAUACCUGAUUAGCAGGCUCUGAUUGAGACAAUAAAA
Lobosporangium transversale is the source of this 456-nucleotide messenger RNA. RefSeq lists its product as hypothetical. The transcript has 2 exons. The record is from RefSeq and is a predicted model, not a curated record. The coding region runs from base 68 to 442 and encodes 124 amino acids. Lineage: Eukaryota; Fungi; Mortierellomycota; Mortierellomycetes; Mortierellales; Mortierellaceae.